AUGGGGUCGAUCUGCCGCCGUUCAUGUGAGGACUGGGCCGGGUCCCUACCAGCCAGCGGCAAGGUCUUCCCUACUGAGGUGUUUCCUUUGAGACCGGUUUCCCAUGGAAGUACUUCACAUAAUUACCGCGUGGAAGGGUCUUGGCGUAGGUACCCUCCAAUUAUCUACAGAAAAUCUAUCUAUCUAUCUAUCUAUCUCAGUUUGUUCAUAUCUGUUUUCUCUCUCUCUCUCUCUCUCUCUCUCUAUCUAUCUAUCUAUCUAUCAAUUCCGUGCAUCUCUAUCAAAUUGCCUAUACCUGUUAUAAUCUAUCUAUCUAUCUAUCUAUCUAUCUAUCUAUCUAUCUAUCUAUCUAUCUAUCUACGUCAUAGUACGUCAUAUUCUCGUCCUAAUUUUGCUUAUAUCUCUUCAUGUCAUGUGUUUUUAUCUUUAUUCAAUCUAUUAAUUUUUUAUAAGCAUUUCAAUUUAUCAAAACUUAUUCGCGAUACACUUCUAUCUAUCUAUCUAUCUAUCUAUCUAUCUAUCUAA
Acanthosepion pharaonis is the source of this 525-nucleotide messenger RNA. Lineage: Eukaryota; Metazoa; Mollusca; Cephalopoda; Sepiida; Sepiidae. The record is from the annotation of a GenBank genome assembly.